AUGUCAGAAGUCCACACCACAUCAUCACAAAAUGACCUUGGUACAGAAGAGAGCCAGGAAGACUCUGACUUAAGAUAUGCUGAGGUGAAACUAGAGAGAAAGACUAACUUUGAAGAACAAGAAAGUAAACAACAUUUUCAGGAACCAGUUACAGAGUUAAACUUAGAGGAAUCAACAAUUCAGACAGACUCAAACGAAACACUGGGAUUUCAGGAAUGGUCUGAUGGCUCAAGCUACAGAGGAAAUGUCUCUAUGAAUUUGAAGCUCGGCUCUGGACAGUUCAAAUGGGUGAAUGGAGAGAGCUAUAGUGGAGAAUUUUAUAAUGAUCACCACCAUGGCAAAGGAAUUUACACGUGGCCAGAUGGAUCCAAGUUUCUUGGCUCUUUUUAUCUCAGCAGAAGAGAAGGCUUUGGGACCAUGAUGUUUAAUGAUAACAGAACAUUUCAGGGCCUAUACAAGUCAGAUGUUCGCUAUGGGCCUGGCAUUGAGACAAAUAACGAUGGCUCUCAGGAUGUUGGGAUUUGGCUAAGGAAUCACCUCAUUAAAUUAUGUACUUCUGUUCGUUGCUCGUUCUCUAUUUCUAGCUACCCAGAGUUUUAUCAGCAAUCAAAUGAGACAUUAUGUAAAAAUAAAGAUUUACAUGGGCAAGCUUCAGAGAAGGGACAAAGGGAAGACCCUUUUUUAUAUAGUUACAAAAUUCUGCUCCAAGAGGACAGCUACACUCUGCCUGAAAAGAUCUACUUCUACUCAUCAGACAUAGACCAUUUACCUAUUACUCCAUCUGCACGUACAGAAAUUGAUACACAUUUCUAUAAAGAUAUUGACCAGCCAGGGCACCUAGGGGACCUUGUUUCUUGUGAGAUGCAGGACACUGAUGAGAUGAAGGGAAUUCAUCUUCAUGUUUACAAGCAUAGGAACAGUCAGGAGUAUUUGGAGUGGAGUAUCGGUUCCAUAAUGAGUGCUGUUCGACAGAAGUUCGGUCCACGAGGCUCCCGUGAGCAAUUUGCUGAAAAGUUUAUUGAAAUGGCUGGACUGGGGGAUUAUGAAACAGUUUUCAUGAUUCUGAGGCAUGAUCUGGCACACGUAGAUGUGUCUGAUAGUUGUGCACAUACUGCCCUACAUAGUGCAACUGUUAACAGUCAUGACAAUAUCAUUAACCUUCUUCUGGACAAUGGAGCAGACAUUAAUAAGAGAAAUGAUGAGGGGAUUUCAGCUUUAUCCAUGUGUUUCAUUCUUUUGUACGGCACACAGUCAUUCAGGCCAAAUGUUGCAGAGAGAAACUUAAAUCUUUGUAAGGGGGGGAGUGGAGAUGUUGCACUCCACAGUAAAGAGUAUCUGAAUGAUGCUUUUGCAAAAGACGAUGGUCCUUUCAAUGGCUUGGGUGAGGACAUGAACAGGAGUAUUACCCUAUCUGAUCAUUGUCAUUCAGACCAUCGACCUAAUACCAAAGUACCAGAAAACGUAUUAUGUCAGACAUCAACAAUAUACAACAGUCAAGAAAAGCUAGGAACUGGAUCCGACAGAACCCCUCCUGUAUCUGAACCAAAGGACACAGAAAGAAGAGCCACCUUGAACUUGCUUCUCUACCGAGGCGCUGACCCCAAUAUGUGCAGCAUACCGAUGUAUGCCUUGUUCUUUGCAGUAAAAGCUGCUGACAUUACCACUGUACGGUUACUGCUGGAGAGAGGGGCCCACACUGAUGUCCGACUUGCCACAGAGCAUGGUGCACUGACGCCUCUUCAUAUUGCUGCUGCAAUUCCAGGAAUUGAGGGGGUCAAAAUAACAGAACUUCUGCUACAUGCAGCGGCAGAUCCUAACAUCAGAGUGGAAAAUGAUGAUUACAUAUUUGAACAUGACAAGGUCACUUUGUUUGGAGUUGUGUUUGUUUAA
Bombina bombina (fire-bellied toad) is the source of this 1890-nucleotide messenger RNA. Its product is annotated as ankyrin repeat and MYND domain-containing protein 1-like. The transcript has 9 exons. NCBI's taxonomy places the organism in Eukaryota, Metazoa, Chordata, Amphibia, Anura, Bombinatoridae. The record is from RefSeq and is a predicted model, not a curated record. Bases 1 to 1890 code for a protein of 629 amino acids. Gene Ontology annotation, molecular function: protein binding.